AGGCUUUGGGUGGAGGAGCUGUACAUGUCAGUCUUUUUACACUUAGUUUUGUUUUUGAUCAGUAAAACCAGAUCUAGUAAUCAAUGUCUGGACUCUGGCUCGUCUGCCCCAUUAUAUAACCUUCUGAGGAAAUCUAAACUAGCACUGAGGUUUUGGUCUGAGAUUGGAAACAAAACACACUUAUCAUUCCAGACUGUUAAAAACCCAUGAAGAAGAAAUAGUUCCCUGACCCUCCAGCUUCACUUGAUCAGCUUUCGUUGAACAGUAUUGAUCAGUGAGAAGAACACUGAUAAGCGGCAAGAUGUUCAUCCAGCAGCUGCCUGACAGUGUGGAGAGUGGUGUGUUGUUUGAAUCAUAAUUGAUUCAUUAAUAUGUUGUGGUUACUGUGACAUCACAGAGACCACAUCCCCUGGUGACAUCACAGCUGUGUGGUUAUAAAUGAGCAGCAGGAGCUCAGAAGGACAAAUAGGAGUCAUGUGGUGGGGAAGAAUCCUGCAGCAGGCGGUCCGACAGGCCAGUGCACAGGCUGGCGUCCUCUUUGAUGUGGACGGCGUCCUCCUACGCGGUGGUUCUGUGAUUCCUGCAGCUCGCCGAGCUCUCAGGAAGCUUGUAGACCAAAACAACAAUUUCCUGUUUCCUGUAGUCUUUGUCACCAAUGCAGGAAGUUGUCAGAGACACCAGAAAGCACAGCAGUUGUCUCACCUGCUGGACAUUCAGAUCACACCUGAGCAGGUGGUCCUGUCUCACAGUCCUCUGCACAUGAUGAAAAGUUUCCAUGAUAAAUGUGUGCUGGUGUCUGGACAGGGUCCAGUGACCCAAAUUGCCUCCACUUUGGGUUUCCAGAAGGUGGUGACGAUAGAGCAGCUCUCUGAACAGCACCCCCUGCUGGACAUGGUGGACCACAACAGGAGACCGACCUCAACUCCAUCUCCUCUGAACAGCCUGCCCCAGAUACAAGCGAUCAUCCUGUUUGGGGAACCGGUCAGAUGGGAGACCAACUUGCAGCUACUGAUUGAUGUGCUCCUGACCAAUGGGAGACCAGGUUGUACAUACGACAGCCAGCUGUCAACCCAGCUGCCUGUCCUUGCCUGCAACAUGGAUCUGCUAUGGAUGGCUGAGGCCCCAUCACCACGGUUCGGUCACGGGAUGUUCAUGCUGUGUCUGGAGUCAGUCUACAGGAAGCUGACAGGUCGAGAGUUGCAGUAUAGGGCACUGUUGGGAAAACCUAGUCUGGUCACAUACCAGUACGCCGAGCAACUGCUGAGGCUGCAGAACCACAAGCGGAAACUGUCCACCAUCUAUGCUGUCGGCGACAACCUGAUGACAGACAUUUAUGGUGCUAACCUGUAUAACCGCUACCUGGCUCAGCAGCAUGCUGCCAUGACAACCAGUGCCAAGCUGGUUGCCCAGGGAACAGGAAGCCAGAUAGCUCUGGCAGAAGAGGAUCUGGUGUCCUUUGCCCAGUGUCGCUCCAUCCUGGUGUGCACAGGGGUCUACAAACCCCACUCUUCAUUGCCUGGUGACCAGAACAGUAUGAUCACAGAAAUGGUGUUCCAUGGCCACAGAGAUCUGGUACUGGAGCCGGAUCUGGUGGAGCCGAGUCAUGUUGUGGAAGAUGUGGAAGCUGCUGUCGACCUGAUGCUGCAGCAGGAGCUCUCCAAUAACUGACUGACACCUGACUGACAUCCAACACCUGACACCUGGCCGAGAACUGCACCCAACUGGCAUUCGGUUGACUGUCUGACUUUUACUGGACUCUGACCCCCAAAAUUGUUCACUUUAAUUUACGGAAUUUUAAACUAAUAAAG
This is a messenger RNA of Melanotaenia boesemani (Boeseman's rainbowfish), 1808 nucleotides long. RefSeq lists its product as uncharacterized. Gene Ontology annotation, cellular component: mitochondrion. NCBI's taxonomy places the organism in Eukaryota, Metazoa, Chordata, Actinopteri, Atheriniformes, Melanotaeniidae. The transcript has 9 exons. Gene Ontology annotation, biological process: glycerophospholipid biosynthetic process. The coding region runs from base 439 to 1668 and encodes 409 amino acids. The record is from RefSeq and is a predicted model, not a curated record.